Molecule: messenger RNA, 1626 nt
Organism: Diplodia corticola
Lineage: Eukaryota; Fungi; Ascomycota; Dothideomycetes; Botryosphaeriales; Botryosphaeriaceae
Product: general substrate transporter
Exons: 6
Coding region: 1-1626 (541 amino acids)
Biological process (GO): carbohydrate transport; transmembrane transport
Cellular component (GO): membrane
Molecular function (GO): carbohydrate:proton symporter activity
Source: RefSeq, a predicted model, not a curated record
AUGGGUUUCUCAGGCUUCACGCACACCGGCUUCCUCGGCGGGAAGAUCGGGGGCAAGGCGCUGCAAAUUGGCGUCUGCAUCACUGCCGCCUCCGGUUUCCUCCUCUUCGGUUAUGACCAGGGAAUCAUGGCCGGAAUCAUUUCCGAGCCCAUGUUCCUCAAGGACUUCCCCCUGAUGGACAGCAAUUACAAGGACGGCUCCAUCCAGGCCUUGGUUGUUGCCAUCUACGAAAUCGGUUGUCUGCUCGGCUCGUUCUUCAUCAUUGGCUUCGGUGACAAGCUCGGUCGGAGGAAGUCGGUCCUGAUCGGCACCACCAUCAUGCUCGUCGGCACCGCCAUUCAGACCGCUUCGGUUACCAUGGGCAUGUUGAUCGUCGGCCGCAUUGUCACCGGUGUGGGCAACGGCAUGAACACUUCGAGUAUCCCCGUCUGGCAGUCCGAAAUGGCUCCGCCCAAGAUUCGUGGCUUCCUCGUCUUGUUCGAAGGUGCCCUGAUCACCGGCGGCAUCUGCGUCUCUUACUGGAUCAACUACGGCUUCUGGUUCGUCACGCAGUACGGAUCUUUCCAGUGGCGCUUCCCCAUCGCCUUCCAGGCCGUCUUCGGCCUCUUGCUCAUUCUCGGUGUCCUCGCCUACCCGGAGUCGCCUCGCUGGCUGCUCAAGCACGGCAAGGAGGAGGCUGCUCGCGACAUCAUGGCCCACCUUUACGACAGCACCCCGGAUGACCAAAGAGUCAACUCCGAGGUCGACGACAUCCAGAAGAUCAACGCCAUCACCGGCGGCAAGAAGCUCACCCUGAAGGAGUUCUUCAGCAAGGGCCCCGAGAUGAACCGCUGGCGUGCCACCAUUGCCUUCUGCUCUCAAGCAUUCCAGCAGAUUGGUGGUCUGAACUUGGUUACUUACUACGCCACCACCGUCUUCGAGGACUCUCUCGGUUUCGAUGCUGAGCUUUCCCGUUUGAUGACGGGCUGUCUGGGAACCGAAUUCUUCAUCGCUGCCCUCGUCGCCCUCUUCAUCGUCGAUCGCCUUGGUCGCCGCACGCUCAUGCUGUGGGGUGCCGUCGGCAUGGCCAUCUCCCUGCUCAUCGUCGGCGCUUGCCUUGCGCCCGGCACGAAGCCCGCCGCCCUGGCCGCGACCGUCUUCAUCUUCGUCUACAACUCGUUCUUCGCCAUGGGCUGGCUCGGCGUCACUUGGCUGUAUCCGGCCGAGAUCACUCCCAUCCGUAUCCGUGCCGAGGCCAACGGUCUCUCGACCAGCGCCAACUGGAUCUUCAACUACGCCGUCGUGCAGCUCGCGCCCAUCAUGAUCAACAAGAUCGCCUGGGAGACGUACUUCGUCUUCAUGUGCUUCAACUUUGCCUUCAUUCCGAUCGUCUACUUCACUUUCGUCGAGACCAACGGCUACCCUCUCGAAAAGAUGGACGCCAUCUUCGCCGAGGCGUACGAGAAGAACGAGAACCCGGUGUGGACGGAGCGUCGUGUGCGCAAGGGCGAGGUGCUCGAUGUCGAGAAGACGAUCGAGGACGCCGAGCGCCUGGCCGAGAACCGCGGCGAGGUGCCGCGCCGCAGCCAGGAGAACUCGGAUUCGGAUUGGGAGAAGAGCCGGAGCAACCAGAAGGAGACGAACUGA